ACAACUUCUGUUUUUGUUCCGAGCGGAAAUAAAAACAGAAAAAGAAGAAGAAGGAGAAGAAAAGUUAUCAGGAGGAUGUACUACUAUCGCUAUGACAACGCUGAGGUCAGCUGCUGCUAUAAAUACCUCAUGUUCAGCUACAACAUCAUCUUCUGGCUGGCUGGAGUUGCGUUUAUUUCCGUGGGUUUCUGGGCGUGGAGUGAAAAGGGGGUCCUGUUGGAUCUGACCCAGGUGACCAGGCUGCAUGGGUUCGAUCCGGUCUGGUUGGUCCUGGUGGUGGGAGGAGUCACCUUCAUCCUGGGCUUCGCUGGCUGUGUCGGAGCGCUGAGAGAAAACAUCUGUCUGCUCAAGUUUUUCUCCGGUGUGAUCGGGCUGAUCUUCGUCCUGGAGCUGACUGCAGCGGUUCUAGCCGUCGUGUUCCAGAGUCAGCUCAGAGAAUGGAUCAACGGGUUCUUCCUGGCAAACGUCAAGGCCUACAGAGACGACAUCGACCUGCAGAACCUCAUCGACUCCCUGCAGAGGAUGAACCACUGCUGUGGAGCUCAGGGACCCGACGACUGGGAUCUAAACGUGUACUUCAUCUGUAACGGAACCCAUCGCAGCAGAGAGAAAUGUGGCGUUCCGUUCUCCUGCUGCAUCAGUGAUCCUGCUGACUCGGUGGUGAACACUCAGUGCGGCUACGACGUCAGGAAGAGCAACAAGAGAGAGUGGAAUAAUCACAUCUACAUUAAAGGCUGCAUCGCUGCGUUGGAGGACUGGUUACCUGGAAACCUUUACACGGUGGCCAUCGUCUUCAUCGUCAUCUCUCUGCUGCAGAUGGUGGGGAUCUACCUGGCCAGGACUCUGAUCUCUGACAUAGAGAAGGUCAAAUUCAGUUACUGAAGCCACACCCCCAGGGGGCGGAGCCUUCAUUCCCAGGGGGAGGAGUCUUCAUUCCCAGGGGGCGGAGCCUUCAUUCCCAGGGGGCGGAGCCUUCAUUCCCAGGGGGAGGAGCCUUCA
Molecule: messenger RNA, 999 nt
Organism: Centropristis striata (black sea bass)
Lineage: Eukaryota; Metazoa; Chordata; Actinopteri; Perciformes; Serranidae
Gene: tspan14
Product: tetraspanin 14
Exons: 9
Coding region: 76-882 (268 amino acids)
Biological process (GO): protein maturation; regulation of vascular endothelial growth factor signaling pathway; protein localization to plasma membrane
Cellular component (GO): membrane
Source: RefSeq, a predicted model, not a curated record